Molecule: messenger RNA, 1233 nt
Organism: Budorcas taxicolor (takin)
Lineage: Eukaryota; Metazoa; Chordata; Mammalia; Artiodactyla; Bovidae
Gene: IDO1
Product: indoleamine 2,3-dioxygenase 1
Exons: 10
Coding region: 1-1233 (410 amino acids)
Biological process (GO): 'de novo' NAD+ biosynthetic process from L-tryptophan
Cellular component (GO): cytoplasm
Molecular function (GO): metal ion binding; indoleamine 2,3-dioxygenase activity; L-tryptophan 2,3-dioxygenase activity
Source: RefSeq, a predicted model, not a curated record
AUGGCAGCUGACAAGUCAUCUCCUAUGGAAAAGUCAUGGACCAUCUUUAAGGAAUACCAUAUAGAUGAAGAUGUGGGCUUUGCUCUGCCACUUCCACUGGAGGAGCUCCCUCAUCCUUAUGAUGCCUGGAUCUCUAUUGCUAGAAAUCUGCCUGAACUGAUCAAGAACAACCAACUACGUGUGGAAGUUGAGAAGUUAGCAACGCUCAGCACUGAUGGCCUCCGAGGCCACAAGGCACAGCGCCUGGCACACUUGGUUCUGGGAUACAUCACCAUGGCGUAUGUGUGGGGUCGAGGCGAUGGAGACAUCCGCAAGGUCUUGCCAAGCAAUAUCGCUGUUCCUUACUGCCAGCUGUCUGAGAAGCUGGGACUGCCUCCUAUUCUGCUUUAUGCAGAUUGUGUCUUGGCAAACUGGAAGAAAAAAGAUCCCAAUGGGCCCAUGACUUAUGAGAACAUGGACAUUCUGUUCUCAUUUCCUGGUGGGGACUGCGGCAAAGGCUUCUUUCUGGUUUCUCUGUUGGUGGAAAUAGCAGCUGCCUCUGCAAUCAAAGUGAUCCCCAAUAUAUUUGAUGCAGUACAACGUGAAGACACAGAUACUUUGCAGAAGGCACUGCUUGACAUAUCUUCCAGCCUGCGCGAAGCCCAGAAAGCGUUUUCUCAAAUUCAUGAAUAUGUGGACCCAAACCUAUUUUUCAAUGUUCUUCGAAUAUACUUGUCUGGGUGGAAAGGCAACCCCUUGCUGUCAGAGGGUCUGCUGUAUGAAGGCGUCUGGGACACCCCAAAGAAGUUUGCUGGAGGCAGUGCAGCCCAAAGCAGCAUCUUUCAGUGCUUUGAUGUUCUCCUGGGCAUUCAGCACACUGUUGGUGGAAUCCCUUCAGACUUUGCUGCUGAAUUUCUCCAGGAGAUGAGAACAUACAUGCCACCAGCUCACCAGAGCUUUCUCCUCUCAUUAAAGGCAAAGCCCUCGGUCCGUGAGUUUGUUCUUUCAAAAGGCAAUGCUACCCUGCAGGAAAUUUACAAUGAGUGCGUGGAAGCUAUGGUUUCCUUGAGAAACUACCAUUUGCAAAUAGUAGCUAAAUACAUCAUGAUUCCUGCAAGCCAGCAAUCCAAGGUGGAAAGAAGUUCGGAAGAAGCUUCAGAGUCAAAAAGUAAAGGAACUGGAGGCACCAAUAUCAUGGACUUUCUGAAGACUGUAAGAGGUAAAACUGUGAACUGCCUGUUGAAGGAAGAUUAA